Messenger RNA from Fusarium oxysporum Fo47, 1737 nucleotides. Its product is annotated as glycoside hydrolase superfamily. NCBI's taxonomy places the organism in Eukaryota, Fungi, Ascomycota, Sordariomycetes, Hypocreales, Nectriaceae. The record is from RefSeq and is a predicted model, not a curated record. The transcript is spliced from 5 exons. The coding region runs from base 1 to 1737 and encodes 578 amino acids. Gene Ontology annotation, molecular function: hydrolase activity, hydrolyzing O-glycosyl compounds.
AUGAAGGGUCUCCUCAGUACGCUGUGUCUAGCCCUCGCUCACUUUUGUCAAGUGGCCGAGACCAAGUCCGGGUCUUGGUCUGGCACCAACAACUACUUCCUGCAAGGCAUAUCAGACUCAGCCCAGGACGCUUAUAUCCAGACCUUGUCCUCCUACGACACCAAAGUUGUCAGGUUGUGGGUCAACCAAGCUAGCAAGGGCUGCCAGAAAGGGAGCCAGAUUGUCAGGGAUAUCCCGCAGUUGGAGACCACUAUUGGACAGUACAACAAGGUAACUUUGGAUGAGAUUGAUAAGCUUCUGGUCAAGUUGUCGGACAAGAACAUCAAAGCUAUCAUCUCACCCCAUGACGCCAACUCCUUGAUUGGAGACUACAGAAAGGAUGCCUAUUGGGCCCGAUGGGGCUCUGGGUAUUUCUAUGGGAAGCAGGACGCCUUUGAUGCAUACGACGCGCGUCUGUCGUACAUUCUUAACUACAAGGGCACAUACUCUGGCAAAGUCUGGAAGAACUGGCCGAACGCCAUCUUUAGCUUUAACCUGCAGAAUGAACCCAUGACUCCUGGACCUAGCAAUUGCAAGAACGGCGACCCUUCAGGCUGGGCAUGUGGCCGUGCAACCUUCAUGCGCAACGCGGGACUCGACAGCCAUAUCCUGAUUUCCACCGGUGGCCUAGGCGGCGACUUUUCACACGGUUGCACCUUUCUCCCUGCGGUCACGCAGUGCAAGGCCAUUGAUGCCAUUUCCGUCCACCGUUAUGCGAGUGUCCCUGGCAAAUGGAGCGCCAACUUACCCAACUGGCUGAAUCAGGCCAACGGAAAGAAGGUCUAUCUCGAGGAAUGGGGAGUCGAUUCGCAACAGUACGAUCAGAAGUCGGCAUUCGUCUCGGAAGUGAAUGACAUGAACUCUGCUGGCCUGCCUAACAUGUACUGGCAACUUCUUCCCCCAUCGUCUGGAGGCUGUAGCUACAACCCCAAGAAUGAUGCUGGUGAUCCUUUUGGCAUCUACACUAACUCUGGAGUCAACUUGGCGGGUCCGAUAAAUGGUGCUACCUCAUCGGGUGCUGCUCAAGACUGGACUGAUAGAUAUGGAUUUGCAUGCACAGAAAGCUUGCGAGCGUCCACAAGCAUAUCGCGCCAUAUCAUUCCUUUUCGCUUUUGUCAACUAUUCACCGAGACAAUGAACCAGCAAUCGAUCUCUCAAUCUACUGAGAAUGAGAAUGAGGGCGGUGGACUGACCCUCAUACCGGUCAAAUUCAAGAAUGAACUGAAACGACUACGAGAUGUCAACGGGCUCCACGCGACACCUCGGACGAUCUAUCUCGAUGCCACAGGAAUAGCCAAAGACGAGUUAAUCAACCUCCACUUAUUCAUUCCAUCGAAUAGAAUACUUUACACGUUCAAUGUGAGAAAACUUGGAGAUGCAGCCUUCUCGGCCGUCGGCAACAGCGAAAUAUCUCUUCGAACGCUGCUCGAGUCGACAAAGAUCCCCGAAGUGGGAUUCGAUAUCCGCGACAUAUCCCGAAUCUUGUUUCACCGAUUCAAAGUGUCACUAGGCGGAGUUCAUGACGAUCCCGGCAAAAUUCGGUGGCACAAUCCCGAUGAUGCAAAAGACCUACGGUUCUACCAAGAAUUCGGCCAUGCGCCGUAUUGGAUCAUGAAGCGGGUCAAGAUAUUCCCAGUAUUAUGGGAGAUUUACAACACGAAGCUUAGCAAGCCAAAGAAUGCAGUCUGGCUACCCUAG